Penicillium soppii is the source of this 267-nucleotide messenger RNA. RefSeq lists its product as uncharacterized. Lineage: Eukaryota; Fungi; Ascomycota; Eurotiomycetes; Eurotiales; Aspergillaceae. The transcript is spliced from 2 exons. Bases 1 to 267 code for a protein of 88 amino acids. The record is from RefSeq and is a predicted model, not a curated record.
AUGUACAAGGUCUAUGAGGAUCAGCAAGCCCUAAAAGAGGCCAGAAAGAGUGUUCAGAUGCCAUAUUGUUUAUCGGGACGCGUUGAGUGCGUCCGUUAUCUGAUAUCGCAGUCCAGCCAGAUUGUGAGGUAUGUGAAGCGCGUGAAGAAGCGUGAUGAGAUCAGUGGUUCUAGCCAGGAAGCAUUCGAGACAAGUAGCAAAGUGUACGAUCCAGAAUCCAGUGAUUCUGAGAUCAUAUUGAGGCAGAACCAGUCAGCUCUGCGAUAG